AUGGUCACGUUAUUCCGAGGAAAAGCACUGAGCGUAGCGCAGGCUUUGCUCAUUGUAGCACCGGCCUUCAUCGUCUUCGGUUACAACCAGUCUGGCUUGGGCCCUCUGGCUACAUUGCAGAGCUGGGUCAGUGUGUUCCCCGAAAUCGACACAAUCAACACAGAGGGUGCCCAGCGCGCACAAAACUCCACAGGCAAGGGUACCGUCAUCGGAUCCUUCCAGCUCGGUGCUCUAUUCGGAGCCUUGUCGUGUACAUUCCUGGGUGACCGUCUCGGUCGCCGCAAGACUAUCUUCUUGGGUGCUAUCCUUACUAUCAUCGGCCAACUGCUGCAGACCGCGGCUUAUGGCUUGCCACAAUUCGUCGUCGGCCGCGUCAUCCUCGGUCUCGGUGUCGGCCAAUUGAGUGUUGCCGUUCCUGUCUGGCAGUCCGAGUGCACGUCAGCUAAACAUCGUGGACAACACGUUGUCGUGGACGGUAUUUGUAUCUGUUUGGGUUAUGUGCUCUGUAACUGGAUUGAUUUCGGCUUGAGCAAAGUCGGCGGCUCAUUGCAAUGGCGUGUUCCAUUGGCCGUUUCCUUCUUCUUCUCCCUCGUUGUCGUGCUUUCGGUCUUCUUGCUCCCCGAGUCUCCUCGAUGGCUCGUGCGAGUUGGCCGCAUCGAAGAGGCCACCAGCAGUCUAGCUGCCUACAAGGGUCUGCCUGACGAUGAUGAGGCCGUCCGCGUUGAAAUCGCUGGUAUCGAGACCUCUCUCGAGAGUACGGUCAACAGCGCCUCCCUCAUGGAAAUCUUCACCUCUAGCAAGGCCGACGAUGAGCGCCUUAUCUACCGGUUCUGUCUUUGCGUCGCACUGCAAUUCUUCCAGCAGAUGUGUGGUGGUAACCUGAUCUCGACAUACGUGUCGACAAUCUUCGAAGAGAACCUCCACAUGUCCAGCGACCUGGCUCGCAUUCUGUCUUCAUGUGCUAUGACCUGGAAGUUCCUUUGCAGCUUCAUCUCCUUCUUCGCCAUCGACCGACUUGGCCGCCGAAAGAUCUUCAUGAUCAGCGGUACUGGUAUGGCUGUCUGUAUGACAGUUCUCGCCAUCACCAACAGCUUCGAGAACAACAAAACUGCGUCGAUUGUCUCGGCGGUCUUCAUCUUCCUUUUCAACUCGUUCUACCCUAUCGGUUUCCUCGGCGGUAACUUCCUCUACUGUACCGAAGUCGCUCCCAUGCGUCUCCGUGUCGCCAUGUCCGCCAUCUCGACUGGUAACCACUGGCUGUGGAACUUCGUGGUUGUCAUGAUCACCCCCGUCGCACUUGAUACCAUCGGGUACAGAUACUACAUUGUGUACGCUGUUAUCUCUGCCUGCAUUCCAGUCUCGGUUUACUUCUUCUACCCCGAGACCAUGAACCGCAACCUGGAGGCUCUGAACCAUGUCUUCCGUGAUGCCCCGACUGCAUGGGAUAUUGUCUCCAUGGCUCGUCACCUGCCCCAGGGUGAGGCUGCUGAGGUGGACUUGUGGAUGCGGACCGAGGAGAAGGGUGCGGUUGACCAGAAGGAGAAUGCUUAA
Molecule: messenger RNA, 1551 nt
Organism: Penicillium samsonianum
Lineage: Eukaryota; Fungi; Ascomycota; Eurotiomycetes; Eurotiales; Aspergillaceae
Product: sugar porter family MFS transporter
Exons: 1
Coding region: 1-1551 (516 amino acids)
Biological process (GO): transmembrane transport; carbohydrate transport
Cellular component (GO): membrane
Molecular function (GO): carbohydrate:proton symporter activity
Source: RefSeq, a predicted model, not a curated record